UUCUCCUCAAUCUGCCUGAUGCGUGGACCUGUUUAUCCGUUCGCUUUCAGUUCCGCCAAGUCUAGUCGGGGAAGUGUGCCGCGCUCGCUCCGACGGGGAUGAUCUUGACUGUGGUAAGGACCCUACACUACAAAAUGUAUUUCGAAGUGAACCGCCUUCCGCCAAGGAAACCAACGCAGCAUCAGCUUUACUCAGAGACCUCGUAAGCAAUAUCAGAGUCACCAGGCCGUCAGCGUUCCGCGUAGAAGGUCGAGCUCAGUGCGAUAUUGUAGUGGGAACAAGUAUGCCAAGUGUUGCUGAAAUGAUGCCUGAAGUCAUGAAUCCAAACACAUCAGACAUGAGACCGUUGGCACGCCAAGUCAGCAGCCUUCCCUUGAGUCAUGGACUAAAAGUCAUACGACAUAUUCUGCAAAUGGUGUUAUCGAGAAAUCAGAAAGAGAAGAUAAACGUAAGUGAAUACGUGAAUGCCGCCAAUACUGGCAUCAAACACAGAAUCCGCAGGCAAGAGACAGAUCCUGCUUGCAGUAACAUGACUAUGAUGGACGUUUGUAUGACGACCGUUCGUCUGGGAGACGUCUUGUCGUUCAACGUCUGCGAAGCAAUGCUCUUCAUCCUGCCUCUGUUCGUUGCCCUGCCCGUGGCCUUCGGUAUAGCCAGCGUUCUGUCGCCUUCCGUGUCGCCCCCUCCUAUUUCACCUCCUCCCACUCCUUCUCCUCUUCGAGACAUCCCCUCCCCUUUUCUUACCCCCCCUCCUUCUCCUCCGUCUCCGCCUCCCUCACCACCUCCUCCCCCAGCCCCCCCACCCCCAGCCCCCCCUCCGCCGCCGCCUCCUCCGGAAGCGGUUCGAGCUGUCAUCCCCUUCUGCUCGGGCUCCGGCUACUUGGAUCUCGUGCAACGGCUGCGGAAACUCGUCAGCCGCAACAACGGGCGUCCCUUGAAUCCCGUGGCCGCGUCCCUCGCCGUCGCCGUCAACUAUUGCAAGGUUUUUAUUUCCUCCUGGUUGUGCAAUGUCGUCCUGUACGGUUUAGGAGUGCGUCCCGUCGUGCCUCCCGCGCCGCCCUCUCCCGCCUUUGCUCGCUCUUAUACCAGUGACAGCAACGCCCAGCCGCCCAUCUUCCUGGACGACCAAGAGGUCCAGGUGGCCAAAACGCCUCCAAAGCGAUGGCCAGGGAUUGUGAACACCGAAGAAGCUCCUGCAGAAGGCCCCAGACCGGUGACCGAGGACACGCUACGGACCCGCAGUUCCUUCUCGUGCGGCGGGGCCCUUGUGUCUCCGUACCACGUCCUGACUGCGGCCCACUGCCUCCUCGACCAGCGGGUCACUGGGGACGGCAAACCUAGGUUCCUUAAGCCGUCCGUGGUCCGUCUGGGCGAGGUUGACUUCGACCGCGUGGACGAGAGCCAGGCCUUUGACUACGACGUGGCGGCCGUUCGGGUGCACGAAGAUUAUGUUCUUCCUGUGAGGUACAAUGACAUCGCCAUCAUCACCCUGAAACAGAAGGUGGAGUUCACGGCAGCGUUGCGCCCGUACUGCCUGCCUCGGCGAGAUCUCCAGCUAGACGGCCGCGUGUGUACUGUCUCCGGCUGGGGAAGGACGUCGAAUAAUGUCCUUCAUUCCAUUCACCUGGACCUUCAAUCGCCAGACUUGGUUUCAACGAUCUUACACAAUUUGGAAGUGGAAGUCCUGCCGCAGGUGGAGUGCGCGGAGACGUAUUCCUCCGCGGGCGACAUCUUCACCACCGAGUACCCUGAGGGCUUCACGGACACACUCCUCUGCGCAGGGAAGCUCGCUGACGUCUGCAGGGGCGACUCAGGAGGUCCACUUGUCUUGACGGAGUUGAGGACCAUGCAUACCGUGGGCGUAGUGAGCACAGGGUACGGGUGUGGAGACGCAAAGUUCCCAAGCAUCUACACCCGCGUGGACCAGUAUACACAGUGGAUAAACGAUGAACUCUAUGGCGGAUGUGAAGUUUAGGUGUUGCAAGAUCCUCCGCGAAAAUAUUGAUAAAGGUAGUCGAAAACAUGUUUAUCGGAUGUUACGACUGAAUCAUAUGAACCUGUAUCUCUCAUGAAUUUUUGUACCUUCAGUAAAUAUCGUUAACUAAUAAAGGCAAAGUAAUGUUUCCGAGAAAUAAAAAUGUUAUUGAGGCUAUGCACAUCUGGCAUGGUAUUUCAGUUUUAAUCAUCAAGUUUUAAAUUUUAGAAAAUAAGAAUGUAAUAAACGUUUUCAAAAUACCGUUGGUCACUAUAAAUCGUCACAGUCAUUGAGAAUUAUAUUUCAAAAUCAUAAAUUUGAUUAAAUUUCUCUAUCAUUCUAGUCAUUCAGGUGUCUAUUAGUAAUAACAUGUAUUCAUUAUUUAGCUGAUAUUUUUUUUCGUAAAUGCCG
Molecule: messenger RNA, 2386 nt
Organism: Penaeus indicus
Lineage: Eukaryota; Metazoa; Arthropoda; Malacostraca; Decapoda; Penaeidae
Exons: 8
Coding region: 284-1975 (563 amino acids)
Biological process (GO): proteolysis
Molecular function (GO): serine-type endopeptidase activity
Source: RefSeq, a predicted model, not a curated record